Molecule: messenger RNA, 675 nt
Organism: Rhizopus microsporus ATCC 52813
Lineage: Eukaryota; Fungi; Mucoromycota; Mucoromycetes; Mucorales; Rhizopodaceae
Exons: 2
Coding region: 1-675 (224 amino acids)
Source: RefSeq, a predicted model, not a curated record
AUGUUCGAAUCAAGAGGAUACCAACACACUACACUUCGUCUUUUCCGCUCAGCGAUUGCGCACUUGCAUCACAAUCCUGAUAGUAUUCGAACGAGUAAAUUGGUACAUACUCUCUUGCAUUCCAUUACAGCCAAAGCUCCCCCAAAGCCUCUACACCGCCCAACAGUCAACCUACGGUCAACCCUUAAGGCAAUACAACAAAUUGAAUCCGGUGCAUCCUCGACACACUUAUCCCAAAUACAACAAAAGCUCGCGUUUUUGCUGGGUAUGACUGCCUUCUUACGACCAUCUGAUCUCCAUCAUAUUGAUUUCACCACUGCCAGUGUUACUGAAGGAAACAAUCAACGCUUUCUUUCGUUUAAUGUCGUGGCGUCUAAAGAAAAACGUGGUGGUCAACGCAUUAUCAAACCCUUUCGUGUCUCUUGUUAUGCCAACCCAAAUUUGUGUCCUAUAACCACGCUCGUUCAUCUACGUACCCGAGUUUCCCAGCUAUCCCCUCCACCUUCAGUUGCUUCUCUAUUCGUCAACACCCUCCGUUCUGGUAUCCCUGUUGAAGAUAUUGUCACACUCGGCAACUGGUCCUCCUCAGAUGUUUUUCACAACCACUAUCGACGAGAACACUUAUCAUUGAUAGACUUUACAAACACUGUAUUACAGGAUCCAAUAGAAGACUAG